Molecule: messenger RNA, 6333 nt
Organism: Closterium sp. NIES-65
Lineage: Eukaryota; Viridiplantae; Streptophyta; Zygnematophyceae; Desmidiales; Closteriaceae
Source: the annotation of a GenBank genome assembly
AUGUCUCGCGCCGCUAAAGCCAUAGGGCCGUCGAGCUCGUUCCGUGAUGUGACAUUGCUCGAGACGCCUCUCCUUAAGGACCACCCUAACAGCGGCUCGCAGACUGCACCACGGCGCCAGAACUCAGUGGGCCCCACCGUCCGCAUUCUCCGCUUCGGGUUCGGCCAGAGCCGGGAGCAGUCAUGGCUUUCACAGCUCAACCCCUUCGCGUCCCUCCGCUUUUCCGCGUCGCUCGCCGGCACGUGGCGGCUGGUGCGCGACGCUGUGCCGUGCCUGGAUUGGCUGCUGUCGUACGACGUGCGGCGCGACCUGAAAGGCGACAUGGUGGCGGGGCUGUCGGUGGGGUUCAUGAUCAUCCCGCAAGGCAUGGCGUACGCGCGCGUCGCGGGCCUGCCGUCCAUAUACGGUCUCUACACCGGCUUCGUGCCGUGCCUUGUCUAUAGCUCUGUUCAUCAUGACCCCCCUCUCAUGCACCAACCCCACUCCCCAUUCUCUCCCCGCGCCCUCUCCGCUCUCUCCCCGUUCUCUCCCCGCAUGCUCCCCAUGGCGCGCAGCAUAUUCGGCAGCUCGCGGCAGCUGGCGCUGGGUCCCACGUCGCUCGUGUCGCUGCUGGUGAACGAAGCCAUCAAGCAGAUGGCGGACCCGGACUCGCACGACCCCGCGGAGCAGCGCCUCUACCUGGGCCUCACGCUGCUCCUCUCGCUCAUGCUCGGCGCGCUGCAGCUGCUGGCUGGCCUCCUCCGCCUGGGCUGGGUCGUGCGCUUCCUCUCACACGCGGUGGUCUCUGGCUUCAGCAGCGGCGCGGCCAUAAUGCUGGGGCUCAUGCAGAUGCGCUACUUCUUAGGUUACACCACGCGCCAUGAGACCAUGCACAUGAUACUCUAUGACAUCUUCGUCAAUCUCAAGACCACGCACGUGCCCUCGCUUGUCAUGGGGGUGCUGGCGCUCGCCUUCCUGCUCAUCAUGAAGCACCUGGGCAAGCGUCACAAGCGCCUGCGCAUCCUGCGAACCCUCGGCCCCAUCCUGGCAGCAGCCAUGGGUACGGCGGCCAUCUACCUGCUGCGCAACCCCUGGCACAUCCGCCACCUGGGCAAGCGGCACAAGCGGCUGCGCAUUCUCCGCACGAUGGGCCCCAUCCUGGCAGCAGCCAUGGGCACGGCGACCAUAUACCUGCUGCGCAACCCCUGGCACAUCCGCGUCACGGGCCUCGUGCCCUCGGGGCUCCCCGCAGCCUUCUCCGCGUUCCCCUGGGCGCGCUGGCGCGACCUCGUGUCGCCCGCGCUGGUGAUCGCGAGUGCGGCGUAUCUGGAGACCAUUGCGAUUGCCAAGACGCUGGCUGCUAAGAAUGGCUACUCCGUUGACGCCAACCAGGAGCUCGUUGCUCUAGGCCUGGCGAACACAGUGGGGUCGUGCUUCCAGGCGUUCCCCACGGGCGGCAGCUUCUCACGGUCGGCAGUGAGUGACGACUGUGGCGCCGCCACCGGCAUGGCAGGCGUGGUGUCCGUGCUGCUCGUGCUGCUCACCCUCAUGUUCCUCACGCCCCUCUUCCAGUUCCUGCCCCUGCCUGUGCUCGGAGCCAUCCUGGUGUCAUCGGUGUGUGGGCUGGUGGACUACGAGGAGGCGGCGUUUCUCCUGCGAGUGGAUCCCAAGGACUUUGUCGUGUGGAUGCUCGCCUUCUGCGGCACGCUCUUCUUCGGCAUCCAGACGGGGGUGAUGGUGGCGGUGGUGAUAUCCCUCGGCUUCGUCAUAAAUGAGUCGGCAAACGCGCAGUGUGAGGAGCUGGGGCGGCUGCCUGGCACCACAGUGUACCGCACAGUGCAGCAGUACCCUGAUGCCAAGGUCACCCCUGGGAUUGCCGUCAUCAAAUGCCACUCCCACCUGUACUUUGCGAAUGUGAGCAACCUGCGGGACGUGCUAAGGCGCUACGAGGGGCUCACCAGCAGAACGCCCCUUCCCGCCCCCACCCCCGCCACCACCCCCACACGCUCCUCCCCCACUGCCACCGCCGUUGCCACACCUGCCGCCAGCACCCGCAACAGCACCCCCAGCCCUGCCCGAUCCUCCACCAGUCCUAGCAGCCUGGCUCGGCGAGCCAGCGACGGGAGCUUAGACGGCCGCACCAGCAGCUUCAGGAGCGGUGGGAGCAGCAGGGGUGGGGGAGGGGGGAGCGGGAGCAGUGGGGGAAGCGGAGAUUGUGACGUGGAGGAGGGAGCGGGGGCAGGCGAGGCACUGGUGUCACCAGUAGAAUCGUCGGCAAGGGAACAGCAGGGGGGGAGAGGAGCUGCGGCAAAAGGAAGAGCAUUGGGUGCGACGAACGUGCCUAUAGAGUACGUGAUUAUAGACAUGACGUCAGUACAUGCAGUGGACUCAGCAGCGUGCCAUGCAUUGAGAGAGAUCUGCCUGGAGUACCAGGCGAGGGGGGUGCGCCUGGCCCUUGCCAACCCCAGUGAUGCAGUCAUGCAGAGACUCACACGGGCGGGGAUCCCCGACCUGAUUGGGCGGCAGUGGUUCUUUGUGCGGAUCUUUGAUGCCGUGCAGCUCUGCAAGGCUGACAUGGCGUGUCGCCACGCUGCGGCCUCUGGUGCGCUGCCACCUGGCGGGUUCAUGGUUGCUGACGUGGAGCAGCAGAGGGUGGGGCAGCAGCGGCAGCAUCAGCAGCAGCAGCAGCAGCAAGAGCAGCGGAGGGUCAUGGUGCGGCCGCGUUCGUUUUCAGAGGACGUCAGGGUUGCUGCUCGGCCUGCACAGGCAGAUGGGCGGGUGGACAGAGGUGUGCGCGCUGGCGGAAGGGACAGACAGGGUGACGGACAGGGCCAGGUGGCAGGGGGAGGGAGGGGGCGGACAGUGACGUGGGGCGUGCAGGGGACAAGAGCACAGGGGGCUACAGAGAGAAGCAGUGGGGAUGGGGCGGGUGGGGUGGGGGUGGGUAUUGGAUCAGUGGUUGGGUCAGCAGCAGUGAGGGCGAGGGGGUCAGAGGGCAGUGGCAGGGAGGGGAGCAUGGCAGGGUGGCCGGAGGAGGAUGAGUUUCCUGGCAGCCCCGACUACGGCAUUGUCAUGCCUGCUGGGGGCAUUGCUGCUGCCGCUGCCUCCAGUGCAGCUGCUGGGCUGGCAGAGGCAGGGGCAGGUGAUGGGGAAGGGGAAGGCCCAUCAGGCGUGGGUGUGGCAUCACCUGAGUUUCCACCUCUGGAUGGGUUUGACGUGCAGGCGUUUUCAGCGCCUGAGGUGAUGCAGUCAGAGUAUGUGCUGGCGGAUGCGGAGGAGGAAGAGUCGGAGUGGGUGAGAAUACGACGGGAUAGGAAGAGGAGGCAGAGACGUGCAACGGCUAGGCCGGAUGAUGACCGGGAGAGCACAGGGCAAGAAGAGGCUGAUGAAGAUGGCCGUCCUACUUGCCCUGUGUGCCAUGGCUUUCUGCCUUUGGCUGAUGCCACACCACUCCACUGCAGGUUAGGUGCAGCAUCGUGGCCCUGCCACCCACACGCAGUAUUCACGAGUUUAGGGCUUUGGUCGUUGGAAUUCGCGUUUGAGUUUAUCGUCGCUAGUGCAUGGAUGACGGAAUCCGCUCUUUGCCUGCCUCGCAUGUCCCCCCAUCACCACCGUGCCGCACACUACGGCGACCCGGCUUCCUCGCAUUACGCCCGUUCGUCGCAGUCGCCAGGGCAAUCGCUGCCGCAUUCUGAUUCGUCGCCUUUGUCGCACGUCCAUCGUCGUUCUCAUGUCGCCUCCCCCGCCGCUUCGCCCGUCGCGCCUCUCUUGCUGGAUUCGUCUCAAUCCUCCCCAAUGCUCGAGUCGUCUACCGCUUUUUACGAUACCUUAUCAGUAGCCUGGCCUCAUCAAGCGCGUCCCGAAUCCGAGCCGCUCCCCUCCGGCGCGCAGAUGAUCGGGGUCGAGGCGCCCCGACAUCAGAUGAUCGGCAAGCGCCGAAUGCGGGGGAACAGCGCGCCUCGCGUGGUGAUUCUGCCGCCCAUGAAGCAAAUCAAGAUUGAACCGGCGCGUAUCGUCAGCGUCGACGUGCCUGGCGGGAAGGCUCUUGUGGGGGAGGUGAUAUCCGGGCCGGAUGCUGCCGCCAUUGACGUGUCAGUUCCUGGUUGGUCCGCCGCCGUGCCCCAGUCGCCGUUCAGCCCGUUCCCUCCGCCACCGCACGAAGCACCGCUCCCCGCGCCCACCGCAUCCUCCGCCCCUGUUCCGCCGUGCGCCCCCCCUGCGCCUGUUUCCGCCGCCGCCUCCCCCCUCCGCUGCCCUCCGCCGAGCUUUCAGGAGCUCGCGGCGCGCACCCCCCGUUACAAGGGCGUCCGGCAGCGCAAGUGGGGGCGGUGGGUGUCGGAGAUCCGCGAACCACGGCGCCGAUCACGCAUCUGGCUUGGUUCAUACUCGAGCGCGGAAGAGGCGGCGCGCGUGUACGACAUGGCGGCGCGGAUGCUGCGAGGCGACGCGGCCGGGAGUCUCAACUUCCCCGACAGCCACCAGGACGUGCCGCUGCCGCCUGCCAUCGCCGAGUCGCUCGUCCGCGUGUGUCAGGAGGUUGCGGAGGACGCGGCUCGCGCGGAAGGAGGCGGAGGAAUGGGAGGGAACGCAGAGCAAAGGUCCCUCCGUGCGGAAGCUCUAUCGUCCGAUUCGUCGCCAGAGGAGGAGUCGGACAGUAAUCCGACGGCCGUGCAGGCAGCAAGCAGCUGCGGCGCGGGUAGCGUGUUUUGCGCGCGCUCCGUCCCCACCGCCGAGAUCUCCAGCCACGUGUCGCCGCACUCUCUCGCCUCCGCCACCCGUCCCGCCCCCUCCGCCGUGUUUCGCGUUUCCGCUGCGAAUGUGUCCCCAACAAGCUUUCCCUCGCCCAGCGCACGGCCGUUCUCCGCUCCUCGCUUUCCCCCCAUGGUGGAAAUCCCGCCGCAAAAGGCGCCUCCAGACGUGAUCGUGCUCCCCGACUCGCCAGCAGCAGAGACGGCGGAGGUUGAGGAUCGAGCUGAUGGCGACGCUGCAACGCGCGGAUCGCGCAUGACCCCCGCGGCCUGCACCGCUCGCCCGCACAGCGUACACGUGAGCAGCAGCGGUGGCUCCACGGAUGACCGCCCCGCCGCUCCUCCUGCGCCCCGCCCUUCACCUCUUCCCUCCACUUCCGCGGCCAACCCUACCGCCACUACUGUCACACCUGGCCCUCACACUGCUGCUGCUGCGCCUACACCGGGUGUGCUUGCUGCUGCAGCGAGUGUGGCCGCAGCAGUGGGUGUGCCUGCGAGCGCGUCCCCCAGUGCGCGUGCCCCCACGGCCGCAGUGCACGCGCUGGCGCAGCUGCUCUCCUCCCUCGCUGCCCUCGGCUCCGCGCUCUCCCUGCCGCCGCCUGCCCUCGCGCCAAACAACAGCAGCACUGCCCAUGUGCUUGGGCACGACGGUCAGGCGCCAGGCAGCAGCAUCCAUGCAGGAGGGGACAAUGUUCAGGUGCCAGGAAGCAGCAUCCAUGCAGGAGGGGACAAUGUUCAGGUGCCAGGAAGCAGCAUCCAUGCAGGAGGGGACAAUGUUCAGGUGCCAGGAAGCAGCGUUCAGGGCCCCGAAAACAACAGCAGCCUUCUGGGCGCAGCAGCAGCGCGGGAGCAGCUGAUGCGCAUCCUGCAGUCACCCCUGUUACAGUCACACCGCACGCUUGCUGCUGGCGGGCAGGGGGGGCAUGAGGGACAUGCGGAGCAGCAGCGGCAACAGCAGCAACAGAUGCAUGAACCGCCAUUCCAGUUCCUGCCUCCCAGUGCUGCUGCCAGCAACAUAGCUGCGAGUGACGUGGUUGUUGGGAACACGCAGGUGCCUCCGCCUGCUUCCGCACGGCCCACAUCUCCCCCACCACCACUCCAGGGCUCCGUUCCUGCUGGCCUGCUCCGCACGUCCCAUCCUUCUCCCCCUCCCCACAACAUGCCUGCUGCUGCUUCCCUGCUGUCAGCCUCACCUCCCCCUCCCCAGCCUCCCUUGGUUGUACCCCCUGCGUCCCCCCAGCCCCCCUGCUCUCCGCCCCCUGCGCCCCCCCAGCCCCCCUGCACUGCGCCCCCGGCGUCCCCCAGCCCAUACAGCAGCGCCUUCGACUUCGAGCCGCUGCUGCUGCUGGCAGGCGACGAGGGGGAGGGGGGGGAGGGGCAGAGAGGGGAGGCUGCAGCUGGGGAAGGCGUAACUGCACUGGAGUACGGGCAGGGAGAGGGGGGAGAGGAAGGGGAGGAGAGGAGUGUGCAUGCGGCCAUGGCUGCUGCGGCAGCGGCUGCAGUGGAGGCGAGUGAGCAUCAUGGGCAGGGAGGGGGCAUGGACCGUGCAGUGUCAGCCACAGCAGAGCAGUUCCACAUGUGGCAGCAGCAGCUGUGGGAGCUGUAG